Messenger RNA from Brettanomyces bruxellensis, 1290 nucleotides. RefSeq names its product aspartic proteinase precursor (gene APR1). NCBI's taxonomy places the organism in Eukaryota, Fungi, Ascomycota, Pichiomycetes, Pichiales, Pichiaceae. Gene Ontology annotation, molecular function: aspartic-type endopeptidase activity. Bases 1 to 1290 code for a protein of 429 amino acids. Gene Ontology annotation, cellular component: fungal-type vacuole. The record is from RefSeq and is a predicted model, not a curated record. The transcript has a single exon.
AUGAAGCUUUCUUUAACUGUUAUCUCAACAAUUGCACUAGCCCUCAGCUACUGCCAUUCUGCCGAUGCUGCUGUUCAUACAUUGCAAUUGAAGAAAAAUCCGGACGCGGGCACAUUUAAAGGCGUCACAUUUCCUGAAUACGUUCAGUCUUUAAAAAGUAAAUACAUUGAAACCUUCCAAAGAUUUACAAAGAAAAUAGAGAAGAGAGAUAACCAUGUCCUGUCUUCCGAACAGAAGUCUCAGAAAGCAUUCGUUCCAUUUGUUGAGAAUGAACCAUCUGAGUUUUCUGAUGCUUUAAUUAUGGGAGGUCACGAUUCACCGUUGACCAAUUAUAUGAAUGCCCAAUACUUCAGUGAAAUUGAAUUGGGAACUCCCGGUCAGAAAUUCAAAGUUAUUUUGGAUACCGGCUCUUCAAAUCUUUGGGUCCCUUCUAGUGAUUGUGCAUCUCUUGCCUGCUAUUUGCAUACCAAAUACGAUCACGAGCAGUCAUCCACAUACAAAAAGAAUGGCAGCGAGUUUUCAAUUCAAUAUGGUUCUGGCUCUAUGAAAGGGUACAUUUCUCAAGACACUCUUAAAAUUAGUGACUUAGAAAUUACUAAUCAGGAUUUCGCCGAGGCAACAGAAGAGCCGGGAUUGGCUUUUGCCUUCGGAAAAUUUGAUGGAAUUUUAGGUUUAGGAUACGAUACUAUUUCUGUUAAUCAUAUUGUUCCCCCUGUCUAUAAUGCCAUUAAUUCCGGAUUGCUUGACAAUCCGCAAUUUUCAUUUUACUUGGGAGACACUUCGAAGACCGAAGAUGGUGGCGUUUGCACAUUUGGUGGUAUUGAUGACUCCAAAUUCACAGGCAAAAUUACCUGGCUACCAGUCAGAAGAAAGGCUUACUGGGAGGUGAAAUUUGAAGGCAUUGGACUUGGCGAUGAAUACGCUGAAUUGCAAAGCCACGGUGCCGCUAUAGAUACCGGUACAUCAUUAAUCGUCCUACCAUCCCAGCUUGCCGAAAUUUUGAACUCAGAGAUCGGAGCCGAGAAGUCUUGGUCUGGUCAGUAUACAGUUGACUGUAACAAGAGGGAUUCACUUCCUGACUUGACAUUGACUUUUGGAGGAUAUAAUUUUACCCUAUCUCCAUACGAUUAUACUUUGGAGGUCUCCGGUUCAUGCAUGUCUGCGUUUACGGGAAUGGAUAUGCCAGAACCAAUUGGACCACUUGCUAUAAUUGGUGAUGCAUUCCUUAGAAGAUACUACUCGGUUUACGAUUUGGGAAAAGAUGCUGUUGGAUUGGCUAAAGCCAUCUGA